AGAGCCAAUUAAAAUACCCUUUGCUACUAAUUGAGCACUAAUUAAUCAUUAGGUGGCCUAAUCAACAGCUGGAGGAGGACACCCCCUCGAGCUCGUGAUAUCCGAGGCCACUCACUUCACUUCCUACACAAUCUUGCACUUUAGUCCUUCGUGUCAGGACGAUAUUUCAUCUCCGUAUCUGGCUAGUAUAGCUAGUAAACGCGCAAAGAGAUUUCAGAAUAUUUCGCCAGCCGCCAGCAGCAAGCUCAGCUCAGGAAGAGGAGAGGCGAAACCAAGAAGAGUGUGCUGGCGACUGCCCCCAAUGCCUCUUGCAUCCUCACUCCACUCGCUCAAGAGGGAGAGUGAGUGAGAGAGGAGCUCGAGGAAUCUUAGCUCUUCUUCAGCGUUGAUCUGGUUUUCGCCUUGCAAAGUGUACUAGUAGAAAUUAUUUGCUUGGUGGCAAAACAAAAGAAGGCGGUUUUAUCUAUGGGAAAUCGUUCUCGACAACGAGUAGCUAAGGAAGCAAUGCAAUCUAUCAAUGAGGAGGCAGACAGUCCUAGCAGGGAAGUGCAACCGGGCAGACACCACAUGUUGAAAUGCCCAGAUGGAAAACCAGAACUGCACCUCGAGCAGAUUCCAAAUUUCCAUUGCAAAAGUUUGCCUUCAAGCCGACGUGAGGCAUACCAAGAUGAUAGCAUCAUGCACAAGCGCGGCUCUAUGUACCAGAGUUCUAGUGAUGUUAGCAGACUGAGGAAACUCCAAGAAGGAAGGAGGAAAAUAGAUUCUGCACUCAGUAGAGAUUCAUUUAUGUCCUUUGAGAUUGUGGACUCAUCCUCUCAGCCUAGCACAAGUGGACCUUACUUAUCGCGGCAACAGAGCCGUUCGUGCAAACCGAGUUCUUCCAUAGAUGCAAGUAGUAAAGUUCAACAGGCUACCAGGGAGUUCCUUAGUCUUUCAUUGCGUGAGCUUCCUGAUGAACAUUCAAGACUUGGGAGGCCACGCAAGGACUGCAAUCUGCUGAAAGAUUGUGCAGGAGAUGAUUUCCUGGAGAUAUCUCUUGAUGAAGACACCAGCAAAAGUGUCCACACGAGACAGAUAGAAGGAACCUGUAGCAAAGAUGCAAGAUCGAAUUGCCAACAUUCGGUUGAUGUUUAUUCUGAUGGGAGUAAGCAUGGUGAAGGUGACCUAGUAAAUAAACUGCCCAAGUCCUUGUCAACAAAGGUUGGUGUUUUUGAUGCUACAUGUCCACCAGAGAGUACUCAUGGUGCUAACAGCACCACAAAAGCUCGAUCUAGUCCAUUCAAGAAAAUUCUGGAUCCUAUCAUGAAGUCCAAGUCUCUUAGGAAUCCGUCUCUUAUGGAAAAGGAAGAUGCCAAACAUAGUAGCCUGCUGGUUGAAGGAAAAGGCCGUGUAUUGCGGAAAUCUUUGUUGAGCGGUAUCUCAAGGACUGAACAAAGCCUCACACCUAAUUGCCAGCAAAGUAAGGAAGCUCAAGUUUUGACGGUUACUUCAUCACCAACUCAUCUUCAUGCGGUUCUUAAACUGGAUCCCACUAAUGAUUCUUUUGGUUUUGAGUUCUGUACCAAGGGCCCAGAAGAAUCCAUUUAUGCUAACAUUUGGAAAGCCGGAAACGAAUUGAAUUGGAUUUACACUUUCCAUAGCACAGGGAAGCGAACAAGUACUGUUGGAAAGACCCCAAAGGAUAGACGGGGAUGUUUGCCUCCAAUUGUAGGCCAAAUGCAUGUGUCUUCCUAUUUGUACUCUGAAGUUGGACAAAAUGGUGUUCUGAAUAACUCAGCCAUCAGUGAGUUUGUCUUGUACGAUAUUGCUCAUGCGAGACGAAGUUCUGCUGUUGAAAGAAUUCAAUGUACAGAUUCCAGCAAACCAAAAUUCUGCAGUGCUGUAAAUAAUUCGAUAUCUAGGGGUUCUCUAGAGAGGAAUAAUCUGAUGGAGCGGCAAAAUAAUACAAGGAAUAACUCGGAUGCAUCAACAUCUAGUCUUUGGUCCCGAGAAGAUCUCCAUCCUCAUUUGGAGGUUGCUGCUAUUGUAAUCCAAGUGCCGUUCCACAAAACCCAAUCCAAAGAAUUGAAAGACGGCUCAUCAUCCGGUACCAUUAAAGUGGCUGCAGCAGGCGGGGCACAUGGUUUACCGAGGGAUGAUGAAAGCAGCCCAUCACCUCUACUUGACCGCCUGAAGACUGGUGGAGGUUGCGAUUGUGGUGGAUGGGAUAUGUCUUGCCCAAUUGUUGUCCUUGACAAUGCAUAUGAUAGUCAUUGGGUUGAUUCAGUGAUGACUGAAAGCAAGCAUCCUAUGGAACUACCUUUUCAGGGUAACAAAGAGGCUCUCCCUGCCAUUUCGAUGAAGGCAGUUGGGAAUGGACAUUUUUCGGUGGAUUUCCACGCACGGUUGUCAGCAUUGCAGGCAUUUUCAGUCUGCAUUUGUUUGCUUCACUGUUCUGAAGUUUCUUCUGCCAUUGGUAUUGAGAAAUUCAAGCAUAAGCUGUACUCCAGCUCACUGAAGAUGCUCCUGAAGGAUGAAGUCAAGCAGCUAAUUGAAUCGGUAACCACAAAAGAGAACAAGAAGAAGAAAACAAAGAGGCGAAAAGAAAAAACACCUCCAUCCAUCGUCCUUGACCCACCGUUUUCACCCAUGGGAAGAGUAUAAUCAACGGACCAGUAACCCCGGUGGAACAAAAAUACAAGUCAGAAUUGUGUCAUUAUGUACAACAUUGUCGGUCAUGAUCUGACUAUGAUCAUGAUCAUUUGGAUGUGCGAUAAAAGGGAAAAAUAUCCUUUUGACCUGUUCAUAAGGAUGGAGGUAACCUUCUUCAGUUUAUAGCAGUAGCCAUUAGAUUUUUGCCAGGUUUAUAAAUCUGUAUGAGUCCUGAAGCAAACACGGUUCUUAGUAGAACCAAUUACAAGAGACAGAAUAUGGCCAUUGCCCUUUUUUUUUGUACAGGACAUCACUCUUUUGCUCUCCAUUGCUUCAAGUUCUUUUUGGAGCCUGGCAAAUUGAA
This is a messenger RNA of Oryza sativa Japonica Group (Japanese rice), 2995 nucleotides long. Lineage: Eukaryota; Viridiplantae; Streptophyta; Magnoliopsida; Poales; Poaceae. The record is from RefSeq and is a predicted model, not a curated record.